GAGGCUGGCAGCCGCGACACCCACACGUUUGUCACUCGUCUCGUUCUCCGCCUGUAUACCGCUCUUGUUGUGCUUCGCAGAAAUGGCUGAGGAUUCGUCAUUCAUCUGGCUUCGGCCGGCCACGGAUUUUGAGGCUGUUCUGAACUCUGCCAACAAAAAAGGCUAUUUCGUAACUGUGUAUGGGUUAACGUUACGCUCCGCUGUGCCCCUCACCGAAGACCACAUCAAACGUGCACUGCUGCACACCUUCAGGAAAGUUCCAACCCUGAGGAUGUGCUUCCGAAAACGGAGUAAUAUUCUGUGGGCUUGUGACAUGAACCGCGAGGAGCUCAAUUUCCAGGUGAUGGACACAAAAGACGUGACCCAGGCCAUAGAAUCGCUGCUACAUCACAAAUUCCCCACCACUGAUGGCCCACUGUGGUGCGCCCGCGUCCUGCCUUGUGACGCCACUGUCCCUAGUGUACGACCAGAACUGGAUGCCGACUUUCCUCACACCCGUCUGAUGCUGCUUGCUAACCACCACGGUAUCGCUGACGGUACCACAAACAUGUUCAUUACGGACGCAUUUCUUCACAUCUUGGACAACGUGGUCACUGGCACUGCAAUCGACGACACAGUUCAGCUUGGGAGGCUGGUCGCCGGAGAGGAGACAGAUGCCAUACUUAAUGCCAGGAAAGCUGAUCUUGAAAAGGACGAGAAUCACCUAAAGCUGCUGAUGGAUAAAAUUAAGAAGUUGAAGACUGAAGAGAAACUUAUUCCUCGAGUUUAUCCGAUGCCCAUGGACCCCAACUUCAGGUGUCAGAUUGUUUUGGCGGACCUGGACAGGGAAACGACCCAGAGAUUCAUAAAGAAAUGCAAGAAAGAGCAAGUCACCGUGAACAGUGGUCUGGUGGCUGUGUUUAACGUGGGUCUCGUUGACUUUCUACGAGAGGGAGGCCUUGAGCAGGACGAGUACCAUAUUAACGAGAUGCACACCGUCAGUAUGCGACGUUACUGGUCAGGCGACACGGCAGGGACCUUGGGCGUGCACAUGAUGGCUCUCCAGAACAUCGUUUCGACGCCAGCAAAGUGGCGGGACAACUUCUGGGAAUACGCUAGAAUCGUACAUAAGAAAAUUGGUCAAAUGCUCCAAGAGAAAGAAGCGGUGAUGUACGUCAUAAAGAUAACACUGGAAUUACAAGGAAGGGACAAAGAUGACCUUUUUGAUGAGCGACCAUACCCUGAGAUUGACUAUGGCGCGGCUAACAUGGGCAACGCAGACAGGCUAGUACAGACGGAGGGGCGGCAAGUGCGGCUGACGCACCUCAUUAGGGUCACCUCCUGCUUUAACGACCCGAUGUACCACCUGUUCCAUACCCUCCAUGGCUGCCUAAUGUACAGCCUCACUUAUGCAAAUGAUAUCCUCACGCGGGAGACAGCACAAAAGUUGGUGGAUAAAACCUUCGAAAACUUGAGAGCCCUGGCAUGGGAGUGAAUCAGCAUCGCUUCCAUGCACUGGUGCCAAGGUCACAGAUAUUGUCUUCAGAUAUAAAUCGUUCACAAUUCAACGAGGGAGAAAACACCUACCUAAUACCCAAGGACAUGGAGUCCGAGUCGAGGUUUAGAGUUCAACUCUAUAAAAAUUCAACUAUUCCUCCUCAAAAUCAACAACUUUCAUAAUAUGCGUACCAGUAAAUCUCUAUUACUCGUUAAAUUGGCAUCAUUCGUUAAGUAAUGGUUUCUGUGCCGCUCAUUGGCCGAUUGUUAAACUGGCUCUAACCUGCACCAAAUUCCGUUUGUAAUUAACAUAGCCUGCUGUGUCUCGGCCUCUGCGGGCAUGAUGGAAUGAUGGAAUGUAAAUGAAAAAUAUUCAUAUAACUGUUCUUCCUUAUGGUCAUUUAUUACAAACAAAUAAUGAAAAUAUGCCUCGAAUUUAACAAUAGCUUGAUGAGAGAAAGUACUUCCCUAAGCCAAAUGUUUACAUAAUGACUACGUAGCAUUACUACACAUUACGACUAACAAAAUACCAAUAAAUCUUAUAACAGACGAGUUUUAAGGAUAUUGUGUGGACUGCAGACUGGCAAUGGAAUGAUGAUCGGCCCCAGCCCGUUAUGGCGCAGGCAAGUCUUUAUAGGAGCACCAUCUUGCUAAGUUCUGUUUGAUGUGUCGUUCACGUUUAUCUUCAACAGUUUGACACCCACACAUUGUAUGAUAAAGACGUCUUUAAACUAAUAUGUAUAUCUAUCACCAGAUACCUUAUAACUCAAAAGGGAUUUUUACAGGAAUAUUGAGUCACUUCGCUGCAUGUAGGAACAACUUAACAACAGGCCAAUGAGGGCGAUAAGGCCAUCACCCAAGCAAUGAUCCCAAGUCCGCGAUUUCCUCCCUAAAAAAAAUCCACGCCAAGUUACGUGACAUCGACUAUAAUCUAAUAGUCAAUCUGCUUGUCAGUCUCUCUCUCUCUCUCUCUCUCUCUCUCUCUCUCUCUCUCUCUCUCUCUCU
This is a messenger RNA of Eriocheir sinensis (Chinese mitten crab), 2481 nucleotides long. RefSeq lists its product as uncharacterized. NCBI's taxonomy places the organism in Eukaryota, Metazoa, Arthropoda, Malacostraca, Decapoda, Varunidae. The record is from RefSeq and is a predicted model, not a curated record. The coding region runs from base 83 to 1474 and encodes 463 amino acids. The transcript is spliced from 4 exons.